Messenger RNA from Sipha flava (yellow sugarcane aphid), 2490 nucleotides. RefSeq names its product acetyl-coenzyme A synthetase (gene AcCoAS). The record is from RefSeq and is a predicted model, not a curated record. The transcript has 11 exons. NCBI's taxonomy places the organism in Eukaryota, Metazoa, Arthropoda, Insecta, Hemiptera, Aphididae. Gene Ontology annotation, molecular function: AMP binding; acetyl-CoA synthetase activity. The coding region runs from base 1 to 2037 and encodes 678 amino acids.
AUGUCAAAAAACGCAUACCUGCCGUAUUAUAAGACGGCCGAGGGGGCUUACGUUCGGUCCAUGGAACAAUAUCGAGAAAUGCACAAGAAAUCGAUUGAAUUACCCGCACAAUUUUGGUCGGAAAUCGCUGUUCAGUUUCAUUGGGAAACGCCGUACGAUGUCGACAACUUUUGCUCGUACAAUUUUGACGUGACUCGCGGGCCCGUGAAAGUCAAAUGGAUGGAAGGUGCUACCACAAACGUGUGCUACAACCUGCUGGACAAGAACGUGCGCAACGGAAUGGGUGACAAAGUGGCUUUUUACUGGGAAGGCAAUGAUCCAGAAGACUAUAGUAAAAUCACAUACAAAAAGCUUUUAGAAGAAGUAUGCAGGUUUGCAAACGUAUUGAAAUCCAAAGGCAUAGUAAAGGGCGAUCGUGUUGCUAUUUAUAUGCCAAUGACUUUAGAAAUAGUGAUUACUAUGUUAGCAUGUGCAAGAAUCGGUGCAGUACACUCUAUUGUUUUCGCAGGAUUUUCAUCCGAUUCAUUGGCAGAACGUAUGGCUGAUUGCAAAUGUAAAGUCCUCGUGACAGCUGACAGUGUAUACAGAGGAGACAAAUUGUUGAACAUUAAAAGUCUGUGUGAUAUUGCAAUGGAUAAAGCCAAAAAUUUCGGUCACGAGAUACCUACUUGUAUAGUAGUUCGUCAUUUACCAAGGCUUUACAGAUCUAUGAACACGACUAAUGGCACAAAUGGGUCUGAUUCUGAUACAAUAGAUCUACAUUCAGAUGUACCUUGGACUGAUGGACGAGAUUGUUGGUGGCAUGACGAGAUGGAUGACGUAGAACCAGCUUGUUAUCCAGUCUGGGUGUCAGCAGAAGAUCCAUUAUUCAUGUUAUACACAAGUGGUUCUACGGGGAAACCGAAAGGAGUUCUUCAUACUACUGGCGGAUAUUUAAUUUAUGCUGCUACUACCUUCAAGUAUGUUUUUGAUUAUCAUCCAGGGGACGUAUAUUGGUGCACUGCAGACAUUGGCUGGAUCACUGGACACUCAUAUGUCGUUUAUGGACCUUUAGCUAAUGGAGCGUCUUCAGUUAUUUUUGAAGGAACGCCAUUUUAUCCUGACAACGGAAGAUAUUGGUCAAUAAUUGAAAAGUACAAGGUUUCACAAUUUUAUACAGCUCCAACAGCAAUCCGUGCUCUUAUGAAAUUUGGAGAAGAACCUGUGAAAAAGUAUAACCUUGAUACAUUAAAAGUAUUGGGUUCAGUUGGCGAACCAAUUAACCCAGAAGCUUGGUUGUGGUAUUACAAACAUAUUGGUAAAGAAAGGUGUUCUAUAGCUGAUACAUUUUGGCAAACAGAAACUGGAGGCCACGUGAUUACUCCACUUCCAGGCUGUACACCAAUGAAACCCGGAUCAGCAACGUUUCCAUUCUUUGGUGUCAAUCCAAUUCUUUUAGAUGAGAGUGGAAAAGAAAUUAAAGGAGUUGGUGAAGGAUACUUAGUGUUUAAUAAACCUUGGCCUGGAAUGAUGCGUACAUUGUUCGGUAAUCACGAACGAUAUCAAUCAGUUUACUUCAGCAAGUUUCCAGGGUACUAUUGCACUGGCGAUGGUGCAAGAAGAGAUGAAGAUGGAUACUUGUGGGUGACGGGAAGAGUAGAUGAUAUGUUAAAUGUAUCUGGGCACCUUAUGAGCACUGCUGAGGUGGAAUCUGUCUUAACUGAACAUCCAGAUGUAUCUGAAGCUGCAGUUGUAUCAAGACCACAUUCAAUAAAAGGAGAAUGUCUUUAUUGUUUUGUUACUCCCAAUAAUGGUAUACCUUUUACACCAAAACUUUCAUCUGAGUUGGUAAAAAAAGUAAGAGAAACAAUUGGACCAUUUGCAAUGCCAGAUGUUAUACAACAUGCACCAGGUCUUCCAAAAACCCGUUCUGGAAAAAUAAUGAGAAGAGUUUUACGAAAAGUAGCUGUCAAUGACAGAGAUGUAGGAGAUAUCUCAACACUAGCUGACGAGCACAUAGUUGAAGAAUUAUUUAAUAACAGACCAGAGAAAACAUAAAUGAUAACCAAAAAUGUAUUUUUUUUUUUUUAUGUACGGUUUGGUGCAAACGACUUACAUAUCAUAACUAUGAAUUUUUUGUUUAAGUCCAAGUAGUAUGUAAUUAAUAAAUUAUCUUUAACAAUUUGACUAAGGUAAAAUAUUUAGAUGCUCAUGGCAUAGUGUAACUACUAUAUACUUACAAGGGAUUAUUUCUGUUUUCUAUCAAUUACUUUUUACAGAACAUUUUUAUUUUUAAUUGUGAAUUUUUAGGACAAGUAUUCUGGUAUACUUAUUAAUUAAUAUAUUGAUUAAUUUGUAUACUUCCAUUAUUCUUGGUUAAUAAUAUUUAAAGACUUAUGAAUAUGUUCAAACCUGUAUUGAAAUUUAAUUUCAAACACUAUGUUAAUUCUAAGAAAAUUGUUGACUCAACAAGAUAUUAAUCUAUAAUAGAGGUGAUAAGUAGAAAAAAAU